Molecule: messenger RNA, 825 nt
Organism: Acipenser ruthenus (sterlet)
Lineage: Eukaryota; Metazoa; Chordata; Actinopteri; Acipenseriformes; Acipenseridae
Exons: 1
Source: RefSeq, a predicted model, not a curated record
AAGAACCUUGGAGUCACCCUGGACCCCUGCCUCUCUUAUUCCCAGCACAUCUCCACUCUGGCACGCACUUGCCGAUUCUUCCUGAGCAACAUCCGAAGAAUCCGACCCUUCCUCACCAACUAUGCUACCCAGCUCCUGGUCCAGGCCCUGGUACUCUCCCGCCUAGACUACUGCAACUCCCUCCUGGCUGGCCUCCCUGCGUCCGCCACCCGUCCGCUCCAGCUCAUCCAGAACUCUGCUGCCCGCCUAGUGUUCUCUCUGCCUCGCUUCGCCCACGCUACUCCACUACUCCGCUCGCUCCACUGGCUCCCGAUCACCGCUCGCAUCCAGUUCAAGACUCUUGUACUAGCCUACAGAUGCCUUGACCAGUCUGCACCCAGCUACCUCCAGACCCUCAUCUCUCCCUACACCCCCACUCGACCUCUCCGCUCCGCCUGCACUAGAAGACUAGCUCUACCACCGCUACGCUCCUCUGCCUCCAAAGCCCGCUCCUUCUCCACCCUUGCUCCGCAGUGGUGGAAUGACCUUCCUACAGAUGUCAGGACUGCCCAGUCCCUGACCACAUUCCGGCGCCUCCUUAAGACUCACCUCUUCAAAGAGCACCUGUAGAACUCCUCUGUUUGUAUCCUGGGACACUAUCACCCUUCAUGUAAAUGUGCUUUAUUUUGCUCUUAUCAGCCCCUAUUUUACUGCAUUUAAUCCUGUACUUCAGAAUACUGUAAGCUGCCAAGUUUUUAACCUGUAGUACUUUGUAUUUAAUCACAUCCUGAUGUAACUAUCACUAUUUAAUCAUAUCCUGAUGUAACUAUCACUAUUACCUGCUGU